AGUCAGACAGACUGGCGCGUUAGUUCAUCACCACCUCUCCACUGUGCCUCAUUCAGGACUUAACAAGGAACACACGCAGUUGAGCAGGGGCUGUCCUUUGCCUUCACUCACUCAUUUGGUCAGGAAAUUCAAUAAGAAGCUCUCAAAUGGACUUCAUUCUGCCACCCUCUCUCCCUGUUGGUGGAAUCCCAUGGGAGAAGGUUUUACCACCUCUUAUUCCUCGGCUGAAUGGGAGUUAUGGACAAUAUAACUGGUCCCCGAAAUUACUAGUUCCAGAGACUGACAACACCAGCUCUGCAGAGGUGACCUGUGAUGAAAGUGGAUUUACAGUCCAGGUUGAUGUUAAGCACUUUAACCCAAAGGACCUUCUGGUCAAAGUGACAGGAGAUUUUGUGGAAGUGCAAGGAAAGCAUGAAGAAAAAAAGAAGGAUGGUCCUGGGUUGACAACACGGCAGUUUAACCGGCGUUACCGAAUCCCAAAGGGAGUGGAUACCAUGGCUUUGGAAUCUGCGGUUUCUCCAGAAGGCAUCCUUAUCAUAUCUGCACCCAUGCUGCAAACCGAGAACUGACCUCAUCACAUUAAUGGAAAUCAUGCAAAUCUCUACCAUCUUCAUUCUGUGUAAAAACCAAGUUCAAGACAUCUGCAUAGGCACAUAGACACAAACAGAAAUAACUUCAGGCUCCUACAGUCACAGCAACACUCAGCCUGUGCCAAUACACACAUUAGUUAUGUUCCUGGCACUAUUCUAAUAUUCCCUGCUCUCUGAGGUUUGUAUAUACUGCUCUGCUAUGACUCACCCAUCUUACAUAAUGUUUCAUGGAACAAGUCUUUGUAAAUAAUGUGUUCACAAUUCAAACUGCUGCUUCAUUUUGUGCAACUUUUGUAAAAUGCACUGUAUUGUGAUUGUGAUUGAUUAUGCACACAAACGUAACUCCAAAGUGUUUAAUGUGGAAAUAUAUCUUCAAAAAUGUUAAAAUAAAUGAUGUCUUUAUAAAAUAAAAAAAAUCUAAUGCAUCAA
Molecule: messenger RNA, 1019 nt
Organism: Scomber scombrus (Atlantic mackerel)
Lineage: Eukaryota; Metazoa; Chordata; Actinopteri; Scombriformes; Scombridae
Gene: hspb6
Product: heat shock protein, alpha-crystallin-related, b6
Exons: 4
Coding region: 147-569 (140 amino acids)
Biological process (GO): response to heat; protein refolding
Molecular function (GO): protein folding chaperone
Source: RefSeq, a predicted model, not a curated record